CCGGGCCGUAUAAAGUUCGCCGGCCCCUUUGUUCGUUCUCAUUGCGUAGUUGCGUCUCUCCUCUUCUCGUUGUCUAGGGUUCGGGGGCCUUGGAGACCGAGGGGGGCUACAACGCGUGCGUACAGAGCCGAGUUUUAGAGCGCGUGGUCGCGGCGGCGGGAAGCCAAAGUGGGUGAAGCCAGAAGCAGCCGGAAAGUCCAGCGUCCUCAUUUUGCCCCUCCUGCCUAAUCGGUGCGUAGGAGAUGCCCAGCGGGAGGCUUUCGCUGCAUUCCCCCCAGUUAGAAUAUAACAAAACCAGAAUGGUUGAAGCAGAUCGUCCAGGGAAACUGUUCGUAGGUGGACUAAAUACUGAAACAAAUGAGAAGGCUCUUGAAGCUGUAUUUGGGAAAUAUGGGCGAAUAGUGGAAGUACUGCUGAUGAAAGACAGGGAAACCAGCAAAUCGAGGGGGUUUGCCUUUAUUACUUUUGAAAGCCCUGCUGAUGCAAAGGAUGCUGCCAGAGACAUGAAUGGGAAGCUCCUGGAUGGAAAAUCGAUUAAAGUUGAACAAGCCACUAAGCCAACCUUUGAAAGUGGUGGUAGACGAGGGCCACCACCUCCACCAAGAAGCAGAGGCCCUCCAAGAGGCCUUAGAGGAGGAGGAAGAGGAGGAAGUGGUGGAGGAACAAGGGGACCACCCUCACGUGGAGGACAUAUGGACGAUAGCGGAUAUUCUCUUAACUUCAACAUGGGGUCUUCCAGGGGACCUCUUCCAGUAAAAAGAGGCCCACCACCACGUAGUGGUGGGGGUCCUCCACCUAAAAGAUCUGCACCUUCAGGGCCAGUGCGCAGCAGUAGUGGAAUGGGAGGAAGAGCUCCAGUGUCACGUGGGAGAGACAACUAUGGAGGUCCACCCCGAAGGGACCCAAUGCCGUCCAGAAGAGAUGUUUAUAUGUCACCAAGAGAUGAUGGUUAUAAUACUAAGGACAGCUAUUCAAGCAGAGAUUAUCAAAGUUCUCGAGACAACAGAGAUUAUGCUCCACCUCCAAGAGAUUAUGCCUACCGUGAUUAUGGUCAUUCCAGUUCACGUGACGAUUAUCAAUCUAGAGGCUACAGUGAUCGUGAUGGUUAUGGUGGUCGUGAUAGAGAUUAUUCAGAUCACCCCAGUGGAGGUUCCUAUAGAGAUUCGUAUGAGAGUUAUGGUAACUCACGUAGUGCUCCACCUGCUCGAGGGCCCCCUCCAUCUUAUGGUGGAAGCAGUCGCUAUGAUGAUUACAGCAGAGAUGGAUAUGGUGGAAGCAGAGAAAGUUAUUCAAGCAGCCGAAGUGAUAUCUACUCAAGUGGUCGAGGAGAUCGUGUCGGUCGACAAGAUAGAGGGCUUCCGCCUUCUAUGGAUAGGGGAUACCCUCCUCCACGUGAUUCAUACAGCAGCUCAAGCCGCGGAGCACCAAGAGGUGGCCGUGGAGGAAGCCGGUCUGAUAGAGGAGGAGGCAGAAGCAGAUAUUAAAAAGAAAAAGCUAAAAUUUUGGACCAAAACCCCCUUUCAAAAAAAAAAAAAAAAAAAAAAAAAAAAAAAAAAGCAAGUGGAGCUU
Molecule: messenger RNA, 1569 nt
Organism: Antechinus flavipes (yellow-footed antechinus)
Lineage: Eukaryota; Metazoa; Chordata; Mammalia; Dasyuromorphia; Dasyuridae
Gene: RBMX
Product: RNA binding motif protein X-linked
Exons: 9
Coding region: 243-1484 (413 amino acids)
Biological process (GO): positive regulation of mRNA splicing, via spliceosome
Cellular component (GO): spliceosomal complex
Molecular function (GO): RNA binding
Source: RefSeq, a predicted model, not a curated record